UAAAUUUAUAGAAAAGUAGAAAGAAAGUAUUACCAAAAUGAAGUCCAUUUUCUCAGCAGCAAUUGUCUGCUUAUUUUUCGUUAGCGCUGUUAAUGCACUCAAUUGUAGAAAUGGAUUCAACACAACUGUGUUCGGGAUGCCCAUAUACGCGUGGAACGAAUCGUACACUUGCCCCUCAACAUCGGGACAGUCUUGUUUCCUCGGGGAAGUGAUUUAUAAACCAGAAUUUUUGGACAAGCAAGAAGUUACCAUUGUCUAUGGAUCAUGCAUAUCUACGGCCUAUUCGUCAUACUUGGAAUGCGGAGAAAUUCUGAAAUUGAACGCGAGCAAUAUUCAACAAUUAUUAAGCCUAUUUCCCGAUGCUGGAGACCAAAUUCAAAACGUAAUAAGGAUAUUUUCACAUCAAUUGGCAAUGCAAAUCAACGAAACUCUUUCCAACAAUAACGCUACACAACUUUUCAAUAUGCUGUUAGAAGAACUAAAUAUCACAAUGCCAGGCAUGGACCACGAAAUGAUCAAUGGAUCCUCCAUUUUCUGGAACUCGCUCGAGGAGCUCUUCAUGAAUAUCAAUGAUUCCAAUUACGUUACGCAAUGGAGGUUGAGUAUGCUCAUGCAGUUCAGCACCAUUACUCCAGCGACUGAAGCACUCAGCACAUCUAUCAUAAACAUGUUCGAAAGAUUCGGCCACAACAACUUGACGAACGAAACCCUAACGAUGAUAAAAUACCGGCCAGGAUUAGCCUACACAUUUUUCCCCAACCAUACAGAACAAAUUGAUAACCUGUAUUAUAACAUGUCAAGUAUGAUCGACCAAAUUCAACCGUAUAACAUGUCAAACCAGGAUAUUUCCACCAUGCUAAACCAAACUCUGGAGGAUUUGGCAAAGUAUAACAUUACUCUUUCACCAAACGUCAUCAAUGCGCUAACACAAAUGUCUGCUCUGAUACAAGCGCUUCAAAACAACUCGACAAAUUUAACAAUGAUAUUGCAAACAGGGUUGCCAACAUUCAUCAACCAAACCAUCGAAAAUCUAGCAAUGAUGAAUAUCACUGUUCCACCAGAAGUAAUUGCUUUCUUACAAGAACUUCCGAAUAUUUUAUCGAACACUUCAAUGAACUCGUCAAUGUCAUUUGACUUCAAAAUGAUCUUAAAUGAAACGUUGAACGACCUCGCAAUGCAGAAUAUUACAUUAUCAAACGAAACUCUGGCAACUUUGUAUUUGAUAUCUGACUUGGUGACGGCAAUCCAGAUGAAUGACACGCAAAAUGCCACCAUUAUCGCCGGUAUGUUGUGGAUGAAUUUUGAAGCUAAAUACUGCUUGUCGAAUAACGUAACACAGGCUUACGCCGAUGCGUAUAUAAAACAAAUGGCUGACAUGGGUGUCAACAUUUCUGCUGAGUAUAAACCCAUGAUCGAAUGCAUUCCAGGCUACUUGUUAAAAAGAUAUCCGAAUAAAACAGAAAUGAUUACAAACACGUUUACGAUGAUAACAGUAUUUUACAACAACUACACGCAAUAUCUAGAGUUGCUUUCGGCGCAGUUGAACAUGACCCUUCCACCGGAAUUGGCUGGACUUGAUCAACUCCACACCGCCAUAAUAGCCGCAAAUGGAAAUAUGACCCUAAUCCAGAUGGCACUUUACGAAUAUGCUAACUCCACAUAUCCUCCAACAGAGCUGAGCAAAUUGAUGGUCACUCUUCUAACUAAAAACGGAGUGAACGUGACGCAAGAAAUCGAACUUCAAAUUAGAAUGCAAAGCAUGCAGUUUUAUAGGCAAACAUCACAAAAUGUUUCUGACACCGGCGAUAUCAUUUUUGCGUCGGUGAAUACCGAUGUAACUGCAGGUUCAGACAUCGGACCUGCUUUGAUUACUGCAUUUGGCAAAACCCAUGUAAUGCUGCCUACAGAAAUUGUAUUCGUGUUGAAUAAUAUACAGCCUGUUUUGGAUGCCUAUGGCACGAACGACACAGCUGCGCAAGACCAAGCGAUGUUGGCUUUCUUAGAAGCAUAUACCAUGCAAUUUGACUCUACACAAGUCGAUUUGCAGAUUGCGAGCAUCAAGCUUAGAAUCGCUAUUCAAAACAACAACGGCAGUGGUAUCAAUGAAGAGAUCCAGAUGUACAUUGGUCAAAUCUACAAUCUGACUCUAGAAGCUGCAAACAUUACAGAAGCACAGCUGAUUGAAAUGAUCACCAAAAAAUAUCCACAGUUGAAAGGAAUUGUUGCUUUGGUAUCCAACCUCGAACCCGGUGAAAUUGUCAAAAUCGGCGCUGAUUUCUUCCAAUGGGUGACGGAUCCUAAUAAAAAUAUCACAACACUUGCGACUAUCAUCAACGAUGCCGUUCAGCUCGUUCUGGAAAGAACAGGAAUCAGUCUACAAGAAUUAGUCGGUGAAGCACUGCAACCCGAGUCAUGCAAAUAUCAAACUUGUGACAUCAACCUCUGUAACGUACCUGAAUUAGUAGAAAACGUCACAGCGAUAACUAAGCCUGUCACCACAACUACAAUACAAGCCGACUUGAACACAACCACCCCGACAACAACUACUCCAACGACGACUCCUAUCACCACCACGUCAGGAGCAAACAGUUGGCUGACGAGCGGAAUAUCUUUAGUCUUCCUUGUGUUUAGUGCUAUUUUAUCCCUCAGAAUAAUGUCAUAAUUUUGAUUAUUGUUCCCAAUUUUACCAACAAAAUUAUAUUUAGAGAUAAAUAAAUUAUUAAGUGCCAAUAUCAAAUAAUUCCAAUAAAGUAUUAUGUGAACACUUAUGCAAAUUGAGUAGCCUCGUGAAAUCACAAAGUGCACAAGUGAGGGUAAAUAUAUUAGAUUGUAUUGAUUCGGUGUGUACUAAUACAAUAUCCAAUUUGCAAGUCAACAAAAAAAUAAACAGUAUUAGAAAUAUAUAGUUAAAAUAAAAAUCAGUAAAUUAUUCGGCUGUUAUAAUUCCAUAUUCAAUUUGUAGAUCACCUUUACUGAACAAAUUUCAAAUUUAUCUCACUAUGACGUCACUGUAUACGACAUUUAUGAAGUCAGUUAUACUGAGAUGUCGAAGUGUCAGUAUAUUAAAUAAUUCACCAUAU
Molecule: messenger RNA, 3080 nt
Organism: Styela clava
Lineage: Eukaryota; Metazoa; Chordata; Ascidiacea; Stolidobranchia; Styelidae
Source: RefSeq, a predicted model, not a curated record